UUAGAUCCUAUCGCUUGGACCCUUAAAGAAGCUUUAUUAGCUUGUGAAAAAAUUAAUGGAAAACAUACUGGUGAAAACAUUCGUGAUACUAUAGAACAAAUAAUCAGACAAUUUCAACUUGAACAAAAACUAUUCAUUGCUACUACAGAUAAUGAACUUGAAGAAGCUGAACAAGAUCAUGAAAUAAUUUCAGAUAAUGAAAGAAUUGUUGAACCAGCAGUUCGUAUCAAUCAACCUCUUAUUAUAUCACAUGGUCGUAAAUGA
Molecule: messenger RNA, 264 nt
Organism: Funneliformis geosporum
Lineage: Eukaryota; Fungi; Glomeromycota; Glomeromycetes; Glomerales; Glomeraceae
Source: the annotation of a GenBank genome assembly